Molecule: messenger RNA, 838 nt
Organism: Telopea speciosissima
Lineage: Eukaryota; Viridiplantae; Streptophyta; Magnoliopsida; Proteales; Proteaceae
Product: methyltransferase-like protein 23
Exons: 8
Coding region: 40-771 (243 amino acids)
Cellular component (GO): cytoplasm; nucleus
Source: RefSeq, a predicted model, not a curated record
UACUGCAUCGGAGUUUCUUUUGCCGUGCCGGUAAUCGCGAUGGAACACGACGACGACGACAACAGGGCUAACCUUGCAACUACUGAAGCCCGCGAAAUGACGACGAUCUCACACCAUUCGUUCUCAACGCCAGGUCAGACCAACGAAGGUUUUUCCAUCGACAUCAUUGAGAAUAUUAAGGGAGACUACGGACUCUUUGUGUGGCCGUGCAGUAUUGUGCUGGCCGAGUAUGUGUGGCAGCAGAGGUUGCGCUUCUCAGGGACAUCCGUGAUUGAGCUGGGGGCUGGAACUUCCUUGCCUGGAUUGGUGGCUGCGAAAGUGGGUUCAGAUGUCACGCUGACAGACAAUUCAAACAGAUUGGAGGUACUGGACAACAUGAGAAGGAUGUGUGAACUCAACAAAGUCAGCUGCAAAGUGUUGGGACUCACCUGGGGAGAGUGGGACACACCCAUAUUCAGUUUGCAUCCAGAUAUAGUUCUUGGAGCUGAUGUGUUGUACGAUAGUAGUGACUUUGAUGAUCUCUUCGCAACGGUGACAUUUCUUCUCCAAAAUUCUCCUGGAUCAGUCUUUAUAACAACAUACCAUAACAGGAGUGGGCAUCAUCUAAUUGAAUACUUGAUGGUGAAAUGGGGCUUGAAGUGUAUAAAGCUCUUAGAUGCCUUCUCAUUCAUGCCCUCCUCCAAGACAUCUUGUACAAGUGGCAACAUUCAAUUGGCAGAGAUUAUGUUGGAUCUUCAACAGCCUCAGUGUGUUCCUGCGAUUGGAGUCUAACGGUGGUACCAAAUUCUGAAUUGAGAGGUAGUUAAAAUUGUAUGGAGGAUGCGAUAUGAAGAAGACA